AUGUCUGCUACUAAGGAAGAUGUCUGUAAUCAUGUCAAAGUGGUGGUCCGUGUCCGUCCAGAAUCUCAAAAGGAAAGAGAUGGCAACUUUACCAAGGUUGUCCAUGUUGUUGACCAGCAUAUAUUGGUCUUUGAUCCAAAGGAGGAAGAAGUUAGCUUUUUUCAUGGAAAGAAAAUGACCCAUAGGGAUAUUAAUAAAAGACAAAAGAAAGACCUGAAAUUCGUGUUUGAUGCUGUUUUUGCUGAAAGUUCAACGCAAUUGGAAGUUUUUGAGCAUACUACCAAAAGUGUGAUCGAUGGCUUCUUAAAUGGAUAUAACUGCACAGUGCUUGCAUAUGGUGCAACGGGAGCUGGAAAGACUCAUACGAUGCUGGGUUCUCCUGAAGAUCCUGGUGUGAUGUAUUUAACCAUGAUGGCGCUUUAUAGUUGCAUGGAUGAAAUAAAAGAAGAUAAAAUAUGCAAUAUUGCUGUCUCUUAUUUAGAGGUCUACAAUGAACAGAUCCGUGAUCUGCUGGUAAACUCGGGACCUCUGGCUGUUCGUGAAGAUACCCAGAAAGGGGUGGUAGUGCAAGGGCUAACAUUACAUCAACCUAAAUCAGCAGAGGAAAUCCUUCAAAUGUUGGAUUAUGGAAAUAACAAUAGAACACAGCACCCCACAGACGUAAAUGCCUCCUCUUCCCGGUCCCAUGCUGUCUUUCAGAUUUAUCUAAGGCAGCAAGAUAAACCAGCCAGUAUCAAUCAAAAUGUUCGCAUCGCCAAAAUGUCUCUCAUUGACCUGGCAGGAUCUGAACGUGCCAGCGUGACAAAUGCCAAGGGGGCCCGCUUUAGAGAAGGAGCAAAUAUUAACCGCUCCCUGCUAGCUCUGGGAAAUGUCAUUAAUGCCUUGGCAGAUCCAAAGAGUAAGAAACAGCACAUCCCUUAUCGAAACAGCAAGCUCACUCGUUUAUUAAAAGAUUCUCUUGGAGGAAAUUGCCGAACAAUAAUGAUAGCUGCCGUUAGUCCAUCGUCUAUGUUCUAUGAUGAUACAUAUAAUACUCUUAAGUAUGCAAACCGAGCAAAGGAUAUCAAGUCUUCUUUGAAGAGCAAUGUUGUUAGUUUGGACAGUCACAUAAGCCAAUAUGUUAAAAUCUGCAAUGAACAAAAGAAAGAGAUCCUAAUGUUGAAAGAGAAGCUGAGAGAAUAUGAAGAAAAGCAAGGAAGCAUUCCUGGAAAUUCUAAUGCUGCAAUACUUUCAAACAACCAACAAGUGAUAAUACAAAGAUACAAAGAAAUCCUUCAAAGUGUGUUUGCAAACCGUGAGGAAAUCAGAAAAGAAUACCUCAAAUUGGAAAUGCAACUAAAGGAAAAUGCACUGAAGACACAUUACCAGAAACAAUGUCAUGAGCAAAUCCAACUGAUUUGUUCUGAAGAAAGAGUAGAAAAGGCCACUUGCAAGAGGGAUCAAAGGCUUGCAAUGCUUAGAACCCACCGCAUGCACAUACACCAGAAGAGAGAGGAGGAGGCUAAACUUUUUGAGGAAAAUACCAAUUGGCUGCAUCGUGUUGAGAAUGAAAUGUGUCUCCUGGGUCAAGAUGGGUGCAUUCCAAAGGAACUCUGUGAAGAUCUGCAGUGUUGCCAUUUAAACCUAGAAGUUAAAGACUUGAAAGCCCAGAUUGAGCACAUGUUAUCUCUGGUGGCCCUUCAAGAUCGGCAUUAUAAGCAGACAGAAAAAGUGCUAAAUACUUUGCUUCCAGUUCUUCGCAAGCAGUACCUGGCUUUGAAAGAAGCUGGGUUGACACAUAGUGUAUCUGAGACUGAAUAUGGGGAGGUUGAGCAGCUGAUACAAAGACAAAAAUCAGUAGUUUGGGCUGACCAGGCUGAAGAGAAGGAACAAAAUCAAAACCAUGAACUAGAGUUGUCUGCUGUCUUUGCAUUCCCACAGCUUGUGAACAGACCAAACACCCCAUGCC
This is a messenger RNA of Nestor notabilis (Kea), 1948 nucleotides long. RefSeq names its product kinesin family member 18A (gene KIF18A). The transcript is spliced from 12 exons. Gene Ontology annotation, biological process: mitotic spindle organization; microtubule-based movement. Gene Ontology annotation, molecular function: microtubule binding; microtubule motor activity; ATP binding. NCBI's taxonomy places the organism in Eukaryota, Metazoa, Chordata, Aves, Psittaciformes, Psittacidae. The record is from RefSeq and is a predicted model, not a curated record. The annotation marks the transcript as partial.